Molecule: messenger RNA, 3912 nt
Organism: Trichechus manatus latirostris (Florida manatee)
Lineage: Eukaryota; Metazoa; Chordata; Mammalia; Sirenia; Trichechidae
Gene: VWA3B
Product: von Willebrand factor A domain containing 3B
Source: RefSeq, a predicted model, not a curated record
AUGGAGACAUCAGGCUCGGUUUCUGUGGUCUCUGAGCAGCAGCUGCAGAAGCCAGAGGGCACGAGGAACACCAAAACGGGCUUGGCGGAGCAGAGCCUCAUCUCGUCAGAGAAAUGGCUUCAGCUGCAUGGGCUGAAGAGCAACAGAUUGACCUUGAAACAGAUCUUACCACAAAUUGGAUUCCCACGCUGUAAAGACUAUCUGGCUUCUCUGGGGAGACCCGUGGCUUCUCGGUGUGCUGAUGGCCUGUUUCCGCAGUUCUGCAGAGCAUACAAUUUGACAGCUAAAUCAGAACUGAUCCAUCAGUUUGUGGAAUAUUUAACACAAGCGGCGGAGAGCUACAAGCAGCGGAUGGAAUGGCUCACCAGCCGGAGCCGGCAGGUGUUUGGCGUCAUCUUGGAACAGCGUGUCACCAUGGUGCUGGAUUUUGGUGACAUGCUGGAGGAGGAGCUUAAGCUGUGCCAAGAGGCUCUUGUAAUGGCCCUCCAGGAGCAAGUGGCUCAUGUUAGCAAGUUCAACAUGAUACGGGUUUCUCAAGAGCCUGUGAAAUGGCAGGAAAAUGCCACUCUUGUGACCGAACAAUCCAUAGCCGCUGCCAUCAGUUGGGUUGAGAAACUGACUUUUGAUCUGGUUGUGAGCCAGGCAAGCUGCCUGGAUGCUCUGCUGGAAGCUGGGAAAGACAAAACAAUUGAAUCCAUUUACUACUUUGUGGUGGGAGACAUUCCUGAGGAAUCCAAGGAGCUUCUCCUUCAGAGGGUGUUGGAGAUCCCAUGUCCAGUCUGCACAGUGUCCUUCAAUGCCAGAGGAGAAGGCACAAUCACUUUUCUAAAGGAUCUGAGUGCCAAGAGCCAUGGCAGAUUCCACGCAUUCGCCGAGAGAACGGAGUGUGUGCAGUUUCCCGCGCCGACCACGAAGGAUGGCGGAAGUGGAAUUACUUGGAAUUCAAGACGACUGAAAGGAAAACCCCCUCCAGGAGCCGGGGUCAGAGAGGAUGUCUUUCUCAUCUGGAAGGAGGUGGAGGAGGCCCGGAGCACGCUGGCCCAGCUCCAGAGCCUGGUGACCGAGUUGCCCAAGUCCGACAGGGACAAAACAGCCUGCGAAUCAGGAGCAGCCUCUGUGGAGAAUGAGUCAAAUCCAGAGGACACUUGGGACUCCAGGAAGUGGCUACAGAAAUAUGGCUUGAAAGCCCAGAAGCUAUCAUUUUAUGAUGUCCUUGCUGACUGCUCCUUCCGCCAUAUUGAUGGAGUUGUUGAUAUAAAAGCUAAGCCGGCGAAUGAAUCGGUGAAGACCAGUGCGGUGAUAAUCAAGAAGACAGUCCACGCGAGGUACUGCAGCAGGUUUCUCCACGCUCCCUGGAAGGAUGGGAGCUUGGUCCAUGUCCACGUCACCAAGGAGAAGUGCAGGUGGUACCGUGAGAGAAUCCACUCACUCCUGGCCCAAAUUGAAAGGAGGAUUGAAUGGCUACAAGAUGGGAGUCAAAUGCUAUUUGGAAAAGUGCUUCAUGAUUGCGUCUAUAUCCUCAUUGAUGCCUCUCACUCAAUGAAGGGCAAACUGGACUUGGUGAAGGACAAGAUCAUUCAGCUUAUACAGGAACAGCUAAAAUAUAAAAGUAAAUUCAAUUUUGUGACAUUUGAUGCGCAAGCAGUUGCUUGGAGUGAAAAACUUGCUGAAAUCAAUGAAGAUAAUUUGGAAAGGGCUCAGUCCUGGGUUAGAGGCAUUGAGGUUGGAAGCUCCACAAACACUCUGAAUGCACUGCAAAUUGCUUUUGCUGAUAAAGAAACACAAGUAAUCUACCUUUUGACAGAUGGGAGACCUGAUCAGCCACCUGAAGUGAUUAUAGACCAAGUCAAAGUUUCUCACAAAAUUCCUGUUUACACCAUCUCCUUUAAUUACAAUGAUGAGAUUGCAAAUGGAUUUUUGAAAGAACUUGCUUGUUUGACUGGAGGAGAGUUCCAUUUUUAUAAUUUUGGUGGCAAGGAUCCCUAUCCUCCAGAGACUGAUCAGAAUGAAGAUCUGACUCUUUUAGUUAAAGAAAUGGAGCAGGGGAGACGUGACCUGGAGAAGAUGCAAGACCUUUAUUCCGAGUCCUUGAUCAUGGACUGGUGGUACAACGGAGAGAAGGAAGGAGAGAAUAAGCACCAAAAAGAAAUCUCUUCUCUGGUUUCAACCUCAGAAAAAUGCGCAAAACCUCAACCUGAUGUUGAAUCAACCGAAACAUCAUCUCCAUCUGCGUCAAAAGGACAGGGGGGUCUUCCAAAUCAGAGGAGUCAGAGAAAGAAGGUCCUCCACGCAGAGCCAACCAAAACCAGCCUGCUCAGAAGCCAGAUGUCCACCCUCCGGAGCUCAGCCUGCUGCGACAGGAAGGACGGCCUCUCCAGCUGCAGCAGCCGGAACGUUGCUUCAAGCGACAUGCGCGUCAGCCUGCUGACAGAUGAUUAUCCAGAUGACAGAUCAUUAGAAAGAUCGACUCGAGAAGGAAGCCAAGUUUAUGACCAAGAUUCUUUAGAUAUGUCUUCAGCAAACUGGCUCAAGACCCACGGCUUGGUUGCCAAGAAGCUCACCAUCAUGGAUGCCUUGUCGGUGACAGCAGUCCCUCACACCACCACCUACAUUCCGGUUCUGGACAAGCAUGUUGCUUCCAAGGUCUUUGAUGAGGUGUUCCCUCUGGCUCGCGUGUGCAACGGCACAAAUAAGAUGACAUUAAUCAACCCCCAAGGAGUGAAGCUCGACAUCUACAAGCAGAAAGUAGAACAAGCAAUUCGGUCCUAUGAAAGGCGCUUGAAUAAAAUCGUUUGGCGAGCAUUAUCUCCAGAGGAAAAAGAAAAGUUAGAUGCAGACAAACCAAUGAGGUACUUGGAAAACAAAGUAGCUUUAAACGAGGCACUAGAACGGUUGAAUUGGCCCAUUUCAUUGAAAGAGCUGUCGUUGCUGGAAAAUGAAAUCUUAGCUGGGAAGAUGUACAUCCAGCAGGCCAUGGAACUCCAGGAGGCUGCCAAGAAGGAGAAUUACGUGAGCAGGGCACUGGGCGAGCAACAGAAACCACAAGGAAAUCCAACAAAGAAAAGCAAAUCUAGAAGACUGGAUCCUCUCAAAGGCCAGAAAGUUAUUGCAAGAUGUGAAGAAAAUGGCUUUUAUUUUCCAGGGGUUGUGAAGAAGUGUGUGAGUCCCACCCAUGCGUUGGUGGGCUUCAGGUAUGGAGACACCAAGGUUGUGCCCACCUCCUACAUCACACCUGUGGGGGGCGCCAUGCCCUGCCCGAUGCUCCAGGUGGGAGAUUAUGUGUUUGCCAAAAUCGUGAUACCCAAAGGAUUUGACUUCUACGUCCCUGCCAUUGUCGUAGCCCUUCCGAAUCAGGAUGUGCCGGAAGAUAAAUUCUACACCGUUUUAAAGUGUAACAACCGGAGAGAAUUUUGCCCUCGGAGCGCACUUAUUAAGAUCAGCCAAAACAAGUACGCUAUCUCUUGCUCUCAAAUCAAGUCGCCCCCAAUUCAAGAGGACCCAAAAGUGCUAGAGGCGGAGAAGAAGAAUUCUGCUUUCACAAUAUGGCCACUGAAAGACAUUGACGCUGGGGAUUUAAAAGAGCUAAAACAGAACCACGGAAGGAAGAAGAAACCUGCCAAGAAGGUGUAUCCCCAGGAGAGGAUGUCCUCAGACUCCAACAGCUCUUCCUGCGACUCCCAAGAGUCCUACCCCAAGGGACACCUCAAGCCCAAGGCAGGAAGGGAGCAACGUCGCUUAUCUCCAGAACACCCUGAUGCCUCUUUUGAGAAUAGUACACAAGGCCCUCAGCCCAGGCCCUUGGACUCUGCCCGUCAUGCCGUCACCACCACACCUUCACCUUGAGCAGCCCCACCCUGUCUCAUAGCCACGCACGGCAGCAAAGGGCUGAGCACCAUCGCUGAGAAAACGUAA